Neopelma chrysocephalum (saffron-crested tyrant-manakin) is the source of this 375-nucleotide messenger RNA. Its product is annotated as transportin-2-like. The annotation marks the transcript as partial. Gene Ontology annotation, molecular function: nuclear import signal receptor activity; small GTPase binding. Gene Ontology annotation, cellular component: nucleus; cytoplasm. Gene Ontology annotation, biological process: protein import into nucleus. The record is from RefSeq and is a predicted model, not a curated record. NCBI's taxonomy places the organism in Eukaryota, Metazoa, Chordata, Aves, Passeriformes, Pipridae. The transcript is spliced from 3 exons.
CUGAGCGGCCUCAUCCUGAAGAACAACGUGAAGGCCCAUUUCCAGAGCUUCCCCCCGCCCGUGGCCGAGUUCAUCAAACAGGAGUGUCUGAACCACCUCGGGGACAACUCCUCCCUCAUCCGGGCCACCAUCGGCAUCCUGAUCACCACCAUCGCCUCCAAGGGGGAGCUGCAGAUGUGGCCGGAGCUGCUGCCCCAGCUCUGCAACCUCCUCAACUCCGAGGAUUACAACACCUGCGAGGGGGCUUUCGGGGCCCUGCAGAAGAUCUGCGAGGAUUCCUCGGAGCUGCUGGACAGCGACGCCCUCAACAGGCCCCUCAACGUCAUGAUCCCCAAAUUCCUGCAGUUCUUCAAGCACUGCAGCCCCAAAAUCAGG